Molecule: messenger RNA, 1302 nt
Organism: Peromyscus eremicus (cactus mouse)
Lineage: Eukaryota; Metazoa; Chordata; Mammalia; Rodentia; Cricetidae
Gene: Efhd2
Product: EF-hand domain family member D2
Exons: 4
Coding region: 450-1169 (239 amino acids)
Molecular function (GO): calcium ion binding
Source: RefSeq, a predicted model, not a curated record
GAGACACAAACGGUGGGGAUUCCAGAGAAGGGGUUACGGGGAGCGCCCCUCUCCAGUCCCUGAACACACACCCACCUCCUGCGCGAGCGGACCCUCUUCCCUCUCGCAGGGUUGGGACACCCACCCAAACCAGAUUCCUUUUAGAGAUUCUCCCGGGGCUCGGCGGUCCCCCAGAGGUCACCGGAGGGAUGUUGACGGUUUUUCACGCCGGGGGGGAGGGGGCGAUGAUGAAGAGCUGAAGAGCAGGCUGCACUUGACCCCCUCCCCGGGGACCAAGAGGGACUCGGCGCGUAGCGCGGGCGGCGGGAGCCGGCCCGGGGGUGGGCGGUCCCCUAAGUCCCACCUUCGGGGCGGCGCCUGUCGGCGGGGAGUGUCAGGAAGAGGAAGAGCGCGGCCGAGUGUGCGGUGCGGAGCAGGGGCCGGGCCGAGGCAGCUGCGCGCGGGCCACCAUGGCCACGGACGAGCUGGCUAGCAAGCUGAGCCGGAGGCUGCAGAUGGAGGGCGAAGGCGGCGAGGCGACCGAGCAGCCGGGGCUCAACGGGGCGGCGGCGGCGGCGGCCGGGGCUCCCGACGAAGCUGCCCAGGCGUUGGGCAGCGCGGACGACGAGCUGAGCGCCAAGCUGCUGCGGCGCGCGGACCUCAACCAGGGCAUCGGCGAGCCGCAGUCUCCCAGCCGCCGCGUCUUCAACCCCUACACCGAGUUCAAGGAGUUCUCCAGGAAGCAGAUCAAAGACAUGGAGAAGAUGUUCAAGCAGUAUGAUGCCGGCAGAGAUGGCUUCAUCGACCUGAUGGAACUGAAACUCAUGAUGGAGAAACUGGGGGCCCCCCAGACUCACCUGGGCCUGAAGAGCAUGAUCAAUGAGGUUGAUGAGGAUUUUGACAGCAAACUCAGCUUCCGGGAGUUCCUUCUGAUCUUCCGCAAGGCGGCGGCAGGGGAGUUGCAGGAAGACAGCGGCUUGCACGUCCUGGCCCGCCUCUCUGAGAUCGACGUCUCCACAGAGGGCGUUAAGGGUGCCAAGAACUUCUUCGAGGCCAAGGUCCAGGCCAUCAACGUGUCCAGCCGCUUUGAGGAGGAGAUCAAAGCCGAGCAAGAGGAAAGGAAGAAGCAGGCUGAGGAGGUGAAGCAGCGGAAGGCGGCCUUUAAGGAGCUACAGUCUACCUUCAAGUAGCCAGGGCUAAGGCCCAGACCCGGCCCUGCCCGGCGAGCAGUCUGGGGGCACGGGUGGGUACAGGAGACCCGUGGGAGACAAGCCUGAGUCCUGGUCUGUGAGGCCCAGGACCGCUACUAAACUCUAAACUGUU